Molecule: messenger RNA, 793 nt
Organism: Lactuca saligna
Lineage: Eukaryota; Viridiplantae; Streptophyta; Magnoliopsida; Asterales; Asteraceae
Source: the annotation of a GenBank genome assembly
AUGGAGAAGGAACAGGAACGAAAGCAGUGGACGAACACAGCGAGAUGGGAGAACACGAAGGCUCGCAGGCUCGAUUUCAUCGAUCGACCGCGAGAAGGUUCAUUUCCGGGGUUUGACGAGGCGAAGAAAGAAGAUGGGGAGAAGCAGCGAGGCUUCUUUCGUCCUCGUCUGGCUUUGAGAUGCGAAAGAGGGAAGGGUCCGAUGGGUCAAAGCAGUCAGCGACGGCAGGGUUGGUUUGGACCUGCUGUGAAAUCGGCGAAGGAAAGUGGAGACCAAGAGGGGUGCGAGGGGCUUUCUGGAAUUCGAUGUUCCGACAAUAACGGGUGGGAAGAAGCUGGAUUGAAUGGGAAAGAUGAAGCAGCAACAACAAUGGUCUUCAGGCGUGUUUGGCUGGUUAAAUCGACGGGAAGUGGUGGAUGGGACAACGGAAUUCCGGCGAGUCCCUUUUGGGCCUACUCCUCGUCGCCGGUAGUAGCAAAAAGGGGGUGUUUGUGGGUUUCUUGUCGACUGUCAAAGGGGAAGGAAGAGGUGGUACAUUGGUGAGUGGGAGUUGGCAGUCCUCCUUCCGCCCUUCGUUUUUCCGGCGACCCAAAUGAGUAAAGCUGAGAGAGAUUGUGUGUGGGAGAUGUGAAGUAUCAUUGCCAGCUGCAACUAUCAUCUCUAAUAGAUUUCGACAAAAAUUUGGUUUGAUCUUUGCGUGCAACUAUGUGUGUAUGUGUUUAUGUGAGAAAAGGGGAUCGAAAGUGAGGGGAAGAUUUGGAAUUGUAUAAGAUUUGUUUAUCAAGAUUUGAGC